CUGUCACUCGUAGUGUUUAACGCCCCCUUUCGCAACAAGUUAGUGUGUGAUUGUAAACUACCUCAACUACCCAGGAUCACCCAUUUUUAAUGUGUGUGUGUGUGAUUCUCUGACUCAGCACAGUCUGUGUGCCCCGGGCGAGCCCCCUGCUUCCGGUGGCUGAGCCGCACCAUGGCUGCUGGAGAGGGCCAGCUACAGAGGAUUAUCAGGGAUCUGCAGGAUGCCGUGGCGGAGCUUUCUAAGGAAUACAGGGAGAGCGGGGAGCCCAUCACCGAUGACAGCUCCAACCUGCACAAGUUCUCCUACAAACUGGAGUACCUGCUGCAGUUUGAUCAGAAAGAGAAGACCACCUUUCUGGGCACACGCAAGGACUACUGGGACUACUUCAGCGACUGCCUGGCUAAGAUAAAGGGGGCCAACGAUGGCAUCCGCUUUGUCAAGUCAAUCCCUGAGCUGAAGACGUCCCUGGGCAAAGGCCGAGCCUUCAUCCGCUACUCCCUGGUGCACCAGCGGCUGGCCGACACCCUGCAGCAGUGCCUCAUCAACCACCGCGUCACCAGUGACUGGUAUUACGCUCGCAGUCCCCUCCUCAAACCUCACCUGAGCGUUGACAUCAUCGGUCACCUUUACGAGCUUAACGAGGUUCAGUUCGAUGUUGCGUCCAGGGGCCACGACCUGGACUCUGCCUGGCCAACCUUCGCCAGGAGGUCUCUGGGGCCAGGCUCACCUGGUCACCUGUGGAAACCGCCCAGCCGGAGUUCUAGCAUCAACAGCCUGGCCAGCACCUUCUCACAGGCUCAGGAGUUCCCCUGCAGUCCGGACUUCGGGCUGUUGGACGAGUCCGGUGAGCUGUGCGAGCCGGCGGACGCUAGCGGGGGCGGGGCCGGGGGCGGGGCCGGGGCGGUGGAGGCGCUGCGGCUGGAGCUGGACCAGGCGGAGCUGCAGCAGCGGGAGCUCCUGGAGCGCCUGCAGCAGAUGGGCGGGGAGGGGGCGGAGCUUCGCCGGGUGACGGAGCAGCUCCAGGCCCAGCUCGACGUCUCGCUGACCUCCCAGGAGGCCGAGCGGCGGGACUCCGCCCGCCAGCGGCAGCAGCUGGAGGAGCGGGCGGAGUCCCAGGCUCGGGAGGCGGAGUCUCUGAGGGCGGAGUCCCGGGCCAAGGAGGCGGAGUCUCGCGACCUGCGGGCCAAGCUGGAGGGGGCGGAGCAGAGGAACAGCGAGCUCCUUUCCCGCCUCCAGGGGGAACUCUCCGAAAAGGGCCAGCAGACUGCCAGUUACUUUGACUCCGCCCAGAAGAUCCACGAGCUGCUAGACCAGCUGAAGGAGGUGGAGAGGGAGAAGCAGGAAGCUCAGCGGGAGGUGGAGGAGCAGAGGGCGGAGCUUAGCAGGGCGGAGUCGGCCCUGGUGGAGAGCGAGGCCAGGCUGGUCGCCUUGACGAUCUCGGCGGGCGCAGACAGUGCGCGAGUGCAGGAGCUCCGCGCCUCCCUGGAGCAGCAGCAGGGGGCGCUCUCCCAGCGGGAGAAGGAGGCGAGCCGUCUGCAGACGCGGCUGCAGGAGGCGCGGGGCUCGCUGGAGGCUCGGGAUCGGCAGGCGGAGGAGGAGAAGGAGGAGCUGCGCCGCCUCCACGCGGGCCAGAAGGAGGCGCUGGAGAGCCGGGCCCGAGACCUGGAGGAGCGUCUCAGGGCCGGGGAAGAGGAGCUGGUCGCCAGCGAGGAGCGCGCCCGCGGCCUGGAGCAGGAGGCGCAGGCCAGGGCGGGGCUGGAGGCGGAGCUGAGGGAGCAGGCCAAGAAGCUGGAGGAGUACAAGGUGCAGUGCGGCAGCCUGAUGGAGCUGAACGGCUCCCUGCUGCAGACGGUCAAGCGCAACGAGGAGGCGGCGCGGGGCCUGGCCGAGGAGCGGGCGGGGCUGCGGGCGCGGCUGGAGGGCGCCGCGGCGACGGGGGAGGAGCGGGAGAGGAGGCUGGAGAGGGAGAACCGGGAGCUCCGGGAGGAGCAGGCGGCCGUGAAGGAGGCGCUGGCCUCCAUGCAGGCAGAGCUCCGCUCCAUCGGCGCGCAGAUCUCAGAGCUGGAGGGCAGCCUGGCUGCCUCCCGCAGGAGAGAGGCGGAACUGCAGGACCAGCUGAGGGAGCGGGAGAGGGAGAGGGCGGAGCUACAGGAGCAGGAGAGGGAGAGGGCGGAGCUACUGGAGCAGGAGAGGGGGAAGUGGGAAAAGGAGAGGGUGGAGUGGAAUAAAGAGAGGGUGGAGCUGCAGAAGCAGGAGAAGGAGAGGGCGGAGCUACAGGAACAGGAGAGGGCGGAGUGGGAGAAGGAGAGGGUGGAGCUACAGAAGCAGGAGAAGGAGAGGGCGGAGCUACAGGAACAGGAGAGGGCGGAGUGGGAGAAGGAGAGGGUGGAGCUACAGAAGCAGAGGGCGGAGUGGGAGAAGGAGAGGGCGGAGCUACAGAAGCAGGAGAGGGCGGAGUGGGAGAAGGAGAGGGCGGAGCUACAGAAGCAGGAGAGGGUAGAGUGGGAGAAGGAAAGGGCGGAGCUACAGAAGCAGGAGAGGGCGGAGUGGGAGAAGGAGAGGACGGAGCUACAGAAGCAGGAGAGGGCGGAGUGGGAGAAGGAGAGGGCGGAGCUACAGAAGCAGGAGAGGGCGGAGUGGGAGAAGGAGAGGGCGGAGCUACAGAAGCAGGAGAGGGCGGAGUGGGAGAAGGAGAGGGCGGAGCUACAGGAACGGGAGCACGAGGCAGGGGCACGACUCUCGCGGGCGGAGGCCCAGCUGGAGCUCCACCUGGGCGAGGUCUCCCGGCUCCAGGAGGAGGUGCUGGGGCUGCGGACAGAACUCCGCCGGGCUUCAGAGGAGGAGGCGCGGGCCAGGAGCCGACUGGAGGCCGCGGAGGCCGAGAGGGACGAGCUGAGGUCCCUGGGGGAGUCCCUGAAGGCGCAGCUGGAGCAGAUGAACCGUGGGCAUGUGCAGGAGCUGCAGACCUGCAGGCAGGAGGUGGAGGCCCUGAGGGCGGAGACGGAGCGGGAGGCGUCCGAGGAGCUGGCCGGGCUGAAGGAGCAGCAGGAGGCGCUGGCCGGGGAGCUGGCCGACGCCCGGGAGGGACUGCACCGAGCCAACACAGAGACGGCCGAGCUGGGCGUGGCCGUCUGCGCGCUGACCGCCGAGAGGGAGGAGGCGCAGAGGGAGCUGGCGGGGGCGCGGUCCGGGCUGGAGGAGGCGCAGGCGGAGCUCCAGGACCUGCGGGACCAGCUGGAGAGGGCGGAGGGCCGGGCCCGAAACCUCCAGGAGUCCCACGGAGAGGAAGUGGCCGCCGCCAGGUUCCAGAUGAGCAGCGAGGCUAUCAGCUACCAGAAUCAGAUCAAGAGUGCCAGUGAGGAGGCGGUCACUUUGCGGGGCCAGCUGACUGCAGAGCAGGAGAAAGUGCGCCACCUGGAGGCCAGGCUGUCUGAACUGGAGGCUGCAAGCAGGAAGAACUCUCUGAUGGUGGACGAGAAGGACUCCGCCAUCUCAGAACGGGAUGCUGCGAUUGGACAGAAGGACGAAGAGCUGCAGAGGCUGAGAGAGAGCUUAGAGAGGACUGAGGCAGACCUGCUCUCUGCACAGAGCCGCUGUCAGGAGCUGAAAGGCGAGCUGGAGGUCGCUGUUGCUGAGAGAGAAAGCCACGCCCUGAAGAUGGGGGCCGAGCUGGACGACCUGAGCAGGACCAAGAGCACCCUGGAGGAGCGGCUCAUCGAGCUCAUCAGGGAUAAGGACGAGCUGUGGCAGAAGUCUGACGCUCUGGAGUUUGAGCAGAAGCUGCGGGCGGAGGAGCAGUGGUGGCUGGUGGACAAAGAGGCGACGCACUGCCUGCGAUGCCGGAGCCAGUUCACCUGGUUACUACGGAAACACCACUGCAGGCUGUGCGGGCACAUUUUCUGCUACUACUGCAGCAACAACUUUGUGAUGACCAAGCUGGGCGGGAAGAAGGAGCGUUGCUGCGGCGACUGCUACUCUCAGCACAGCGCCGUGACGGAGCGCCUCACUCAGGCCGAGCUGGGCCACACGGCCCCACCCCCCGGUCCCGGCUCCGCCCCCGGCCCCGCCCCCUACACGCCCAUGCCCAGGGUCACGGUGACGGACCCCGCCCCCAGGCCCGAUGACGCGGUGUAUGACAUCAUCACGGAGGAGGAGGUGAACGGCGUCUACGACAGCGACUCCCUGUCCCAGGCCACCGGGGAGUCUCCAGAGAGAGAGACGGAGACGAGCUCACCACAGGCCAGCGCAGAGCUGGACUCGAGCACAAGCAGAGGAGACGGAAGCACUGAGGACCCAGAAGAACAGACGCCGACAGUGCAGGAUGCUGAGAUAUACCUGCUGAAGUCUGGAGAACUCACGCAGAGCGUUUCCCUCACCGCGGAGGAGAUGGUGCGGUUCGGCGACGGCUCUCGCGAGCUCUUCAUCAAGUCCAGCUGCUACAGCGUCGUCGCCAUGGAGCUGCAGACGGCCGGCCCCACCAUCAGCUGGGUGUUCUCCUCGGAGCCCAAGAGCAUCUCCUUCAGCGUGGUCUACAGGGAGGGGGCACAGACCCCACUGGAGCAGGCCACGGUGCUCAUCCCGCUCACCCGCUGUGACGCGCACAGGGAGACCAUCCAGGGCCAGCUGAAGGCCCGAAAUCCGGGCACCUACCUGCUCAUCUUCGACAACUCCUACUCCAGGUUCAUCUCAAAGAAAGUUUUCUAUCACCUGACAAUCGAGAAGCCAAUCAUCUACGACGGAAGCGACUGUCCGUAGCCGGGAAGACGGGAUUCAGCACCUGCGUCUGUUCGUCUGCAUGUUAUACCGCCCCCUUCUGGGCACCUCCGCAAUACCCGACCUUCCAAAUGCUGGACGUUUGCGUGGUGAAGUCCAGUGCAGCUCCGCAACGGAGAGAAGCUGUGCUGGACUUCACCCGCGCAAGUACGCUGGCCUUGCCGUUCCUCGCUGUCUGGUCUCCUGUGUGUAUUUGUAAGGUCGCGUCUUUAAACGCGUGUGCCUUAGCAUUGGGGGGGAAGCUCUUAGCACGUGUGUGAUACCAGCCCUGGUGCCGCACAGUGCAUUUUCAUUCAUUAAAUACUGCCAUUAGCGUUUAUACUACCUAGCGUUUGAAAAAAACAACAACAAAAAAAAAACAAAGACGCAGCUCGCUCGUGUGUUCAGGAGAUUUGUUAGAUGUAGACGCAAAAGUGGGUGUUAAAUUCAGGCUAAAGCUUCCUGAGUGACAGGCAAAUGCCGUAUAAAAACAGUUUUAUCAGGAAUUAUGCACUACGAAACAUAACAAAAAACAAAAAAUAAGAAACAAAGAAACUAUGCAACUGUGUUCAGGAUCUGUAGAAGAGCAAAUGGCUUAAAUCAAAAAACCGGUAAGAACACUCAGUUUGGUUACCUAGCAACAAUGUGACGUCUGCGGGCGCCUGCCUCCGGGUGGCGCUAUAGCUCGGAAACCCGCUGGAUGAUCGGAGAGCGCUGCCUCCUUGACGUGGACGCGGUUAAUGAACACAAGCGGCUCUGCCUGUUCUGUACGGAAAGCUUUGGCUGGCUCUCUAAACGAGCAAACGCAGCCUGAGGGUUUCACAGCGUGUGAUGGAGGUGCUAACGUGCUAACGCAGCCGCGUUACAGCGUGUGAUGCAGAUGCUAACGUGCUAACGCAGCCAUAGGGUCUCACAGCAUGUGAUGAAGGUGCUAACGUGCUAACGCAGCCAGAGGGUUUCACAGUGUGUGAUGCAGGUGCUAACGUGCUAACGCAGCCAGAGGGUUUCACAGUGUGUGAUGCAGGUGCUAACGUGCUAACGCAGCCAGAGGGUUUCACAGUGUGUGAUGCAGUGGCUAACAUGCUAACGCAGGCAGAGGGUUAAUAUGAUGACCUUUGACCCCAGCCUCCUCGGAGCUUCUGAUUGGCCCAUUUAAAAACACAGGCUGCUUUUGGGCCUCCGCUCCUCUUCCUCCUCCCUGUUAGCAGCGGCGGGAAAACGUUGACGAUGUGACGGUGUCGCCGCCGCGCUCACCGACGUGAGAACGCUGUGCCUUCGCCAGGGUUUCGAAACUUUCAGAAACAACCCCCCCCCCCCCCCUCGCAAUAGGACAGCUUGAUCUGUAAGGCCGCUUUGAAAUCCGACCUGGAUUUGGGGUGAUAUUUCCCCGGCCCCCCUCCUGGAAACUGUGGGUAAUUCAGCGAGUGGGCGAUGCGGGGGACGCGUCAUUCGCCGCCGUUCCCGCCCAGGCCCCCGCAGUCGCUUUAGGCCCCGAAUAGACGCUGCAAAUCACAAGGGAGAGCCCGGAAAAGUCACGACGAACCCUGCAUUCUGCUGACCUUUUGUCGUCUAAAAGGAAAGAUCAUUAUCUUAAUUGCGUUCCUAAGAGCUUCGUACAGCUGCAGACCUACCUUUUCUUUCUUCAGGGGCAAUAUGAAACUCUGAAAAUGAAAAAAAUGGUCCUUCUAGACCAUGGGUUGGCAACUGGUGACCUGUGGGAAAAAUCUGGCCUCCCAGCAAUAUUUUUUGGCGCGAGGUUGUGUGGACUAAUCAACAUCUCCCCCCGGAUUAAGCAGCAGAAGCAAGAUCAGAUUCGAUUUAAUUAAAUUUUAUUUAUUUAUUUUCUAAUUGCAAAAGAAAGAAUAAUUUAGUACCUCUUUCACCGCAAUUCUUUCAGCGCAUAUAUAUGGGAUAUAUAAUUUGAGGAGCGUGAUUCUCAGUGCAGUUUUUUGUCACCUGUAGCACACUGUGCACUUCAUCACCUGUAACACACUAUGCACUUCCUCACCUGUAACACACUGUGCACUUCAUCACCUGUAACACACUGUGCACUUCAUCACCUUUAACACACUACGUACUUCCUCACCUGUAACACACUGUGCACUUCCUCACCUGUAACACACUGUGCACUUCAUCACCUGUAACACACUGUGCACUUCCUCACCUGUAACACACUGUGCACUUCCUCACCUGUAACACACUGUGCACUUCAUCACCUUUAACACACUGUGCACUUCCUCACCUGGAACACACUAUCCACUUCCUCACCUGUAACACACUACGCACUUCAUCACCUGUAACACACUGUGCACUUCAUCACCUGUAACACACUGUGCACUUCCUCACCUGUAACACACUAUGCACUUCCUCACCUGUAACACACUGUGCACUUCCUCACCUGUAACACACUGUGCACUUCAUCACCUGUAACACACUAUGCACUUCAUCACCUUUAACACACUAUGCACUUCCUCACCUGUAACACACUGUUCACUUCAUCACCUGUAACACUAUCCACUUCCUCACCUGUAACACACUGUGCACUUCAUCACCUUUAACACACUAUGCACUUCAUCACCUGUAACACACUAUGCACUUCAUCACCUUUAACACACUGUGCACUUCCUCACCUGUAACACACUAUCCACUUCCUCACCUGUAACACACUGUGCACUUCCUCACCUGUAACACACUAAGCACCUCAUCACCUGUAACACACUACGCACUUCCUCACCUGUAACACACUGUGCACUUCAUCACCUGUAACACACUAUGCACUUCAUCACCUGUAACACACUAUGCACACGUCGGGUAUUUAUCAUGUACAAUACACAGGAAACAUAAAACUUGUUUCUUUGUUUUAGGUUUUUACAAGUUUCUACUUUUAGCUUUUAGAGUACGUUGAAGUUUAAAAAAUGUAUAAUUGAGGAUUUGUGUUUUUAUUGUACUUAUUACUGUAGGAGCCAAAUGUUGUAAUGGCAAGUGGGCUAAUUUUGGGCCUUGCUUUAUCUUUAUCAGUGUCAAAAUUCUGGAGCAAUAUGGAGAGCAACAAAAACUUGUUUUCUCAGAUAAUUCUGCCACUAUCUUUUUUAUAUAUACUAUAAAACAUUAUUUUCCAGUAUUUACACACUAAAAAUAUUUGGAUACAGCUUUUUUGUGGAAAAUUAUAUAUUUAUAAAAUACUUCUAUAUUUUGUAUUUUAUAAAAACUCACACAUCAUUGAAUUUUGUAACGGCAUAUUGAAGAGACUUGUUCAAGCAAGACUGAUAAGAUUUUUAAUAAAACUUUCUAAGAGUUUCGAUUUCACUUGACACAUUGAGGGGUGGGUCUGGAAGGACUGGAUGGAAAUAUGUAUUCUCUGAUUUUAUUAGAUGUUUUCAUGGUUAUGUAUGGUGAUUAUAAACAUGAAAUUUAAGCCAUGAAGUAAAAUGUAAAGGCUUUGAUUUUACCGUGGAAUAAAUGGUAUUGAUGAUGGUGUGCUGCUUGCUAGUUGUUGUUUUUCAGUUCAACGUUCUUGCGCUGACAGAAGGAAGGGUUCCAGAAGGCUCUGUGUCUACAUAGUGGAAUCCUGCCCAGUUUGUGGGUACUUUGUCAGGCAGAAUGGUUCAGUCUGGGAUCUUUUUCGCACUUUUCACACCUGCCACAGAGGGUCCCAUGAAGAACUGAAAGGGCUUCCCCAUUUGGUGACAGGCCAACAAACGCUUUUUGAGAGUAUGGAUCUCUGAUAUAUUAUGCUUUAUGAUUAUGAAAUAAACACUAUUAGAACCAUG
This is a messenger RNA of Anguilla anguilla (European eel), 8522 nucleotides long. RefSeq names its product FYVE and coiled-coil domain autophagy adaptor 1a (gene fyco1a). Gene Ontology annotation, molecular function: metal ion binding. The transcript has 20 exons. Gene Ontology annotation, biological process: plus-end-directed vesicle transport along microtubule; positive regulation of autophagosome maturation. Lineage: Eukaryota; Metazoa; Chordata; Actinopteri; Anguilliformes; Anguillidae. The record is from RefSeq and is a predicted model, not a curated record. Bases 172 to 4755 code for a protein of 1527 amino acids. Gene Ontology annotation, cellular component: autophagosome; lysosome; late endosome.